Coregonus clupeaformis (lake whitefish) is the source of this 480-nucleotide messenger RNA. Its product is annotated as keratin-associated protein 16-1-like. NCBI's taxonomy places the organism in Eukaryota, Metazoa, Chordata, Actinopteri, Salmoniformes, Salmonidae. The record is from RefSeq and is a predicted model, not a curated record. The annotation marks the transcript as partial. The transcript has a single exon.
UGUGUCCCAGUGUGUCCCAGUGUGGCCCAGUGUGGCCCAGUGUGUCCCAGUGUGGCCCAGUGUGUCCCAGUGUGUCCUAGUGUGUCCCAGUGUGGCCCAGUGUGGCCCAGUGUGUCCCAGUGUGUCCCAGUGUGUCCCAGUGUGGCCCAGUGUGGCCCAGUGUGGCCCAGUGUGGCCCAGUGUGUCCUAGUGUGGCCCAGUGUGUCCCAGUGUGUCCCAGUGUGUCCCAGUGUGUCCCAGUGUGGCCCAGUGUGGCCCAGUGUGGCCCAGUGUGUCCCAGUGUGUCCUAGUGUGUCCCAGUGUGGCCCAGUGUGGCCCAGUGUGUCCCAGUGUGUCCCAGUGUGUCCCAGUGUGGCCCAGUGUGGCCCAGUGUGGCCCAGUGUGGCCCAGUGUGUCCUAGUGUGGCCCAGUGUGUCCCAGUGUGUCCCAGUGUGGCCCAGUGUGGCCCAGUGUGGCCCAGUGUAUCCCAGUGUGGCCUAG